Molecule: messenger RNA, 813 nt
Organism: Gordionus sp. m RMFG-2023
Lineage: Eukaryota; Metazoa; Nematomorpha; Gordioida; Chordodea; Parachordodidae
Product: retinal homeobox protein Rx-like
Exons: 2
Coding region: 1-813 (270 amino acids)
Biological process (GO): regulation of transcription by RNA polymerase II
Molecular function (GO): RNA polymerase II cis-regulatory region sequence-specific DNA binding; DNA-binding transcription factor activity, RNA polymerase II-specific
Source: RefSeq, a predicted model, not a curated record
AUGUCCUCUUCCUUUUUGAUUAAGAACAUCCUAUUGAAUACAAACAGUGAAAAGCUAUCUAAAGCAAAUUCUUUAUGCUCGGAUGUGAAACCCUUAGCCAAAAGGAAUAUCCAUAAUUAUGAUUCAUAUCAAGACGCCAUCCAAAAUGAUGACUGUUUAAGCACGAACGACGACAAUAUUAUGAGUAAGAAUAGAGCAUUUUAUCUUGAAGCACAUCCUUAUUGCAAUUACUUUAACAUAUAUAAAACGAAUCCAAUAAUUAAAAAUGAAAGAGAUCAUAGUUAUAAUAUAGAUGAACACGAUUUAGGGAGUUAUGUAUUAAACCGCAAUCUAUAUAACACAGAAGUUAUCCUUGAAUCAAAAAACAAAUCAAGUCAAAGAAAUUUAGAAUAUGGAAAAACUCCUGAUUUAUAUCACCCACUUUCGCCCAAUGUAAAUUUUAACAGCAAUAAAACUAACAAUUAUGGUGUAUUUUAUUCAUAUUGUUUUCCUAAUAACGACAAGAGUAUAAACCAAAAUUUAAGUGAAGCCAUUGAUUCAACAAAUAUUCAACAAAAUUACAUAGAACCCCAUCAAAAAGGGAUAUCAGAUGUUUGGAUCGAAAAUUUUUUGAAGAGCCGUAAAAGGAGAAAGAUGAGAACAGCAUUCACUUCUUACCAAUUAAAAGAGUUAGAGUUACGCUUUCAAAUUCAAAAAUAUUUAUCACCUUUCGAUAGAGACGAGCUAUCAGGUAAGCUUAAUCUACACCCCAAUCAGAUUAUAACAUGGUUUCAAAAUAGAAGAGCCAAAAGUAAAAAGUAUCUUAAUCGUUAA